Messenger RNA from Spodoptera littoralis (African cotton leafworm), 2745 nucleotides. NCBI's taxonomy places the organism in Eukaryota, Metazoa, Arthropoda, Insecta, Lepidoptera, Noctuidae. The record is from the annotation of a GenBank genome assembly.
AUGGAAAUUAAUAUUAUGGAGGUGAGAGGGGCUGGGGAUGGGGCUGCUGCCGUAGAUUAUGUUCGCCCACCUUCGAAACGAUAUACCUGGGCCGAAGUACGGCAGGCCGUACACGACUUACGGAAGGAGUUAUCAUGCCUAUCAACUAUGGUCCCGAUUGCAAUAAGUUUUCGUAAACUGGCCAAUGGAAAGAUAAGGAUAUAUUUUCUAAGGACUCCUCAGAAUGGAUGGGAGAUAACAUUGCUAUACACUGAUGUAUCACCAACACAACAAGCAAAUAACAGCAGACUCGACUGGAAACCACUAAUCGAAUCCAACGUCGCUCUCGGCGUGUCAUCAGGGAAGUGGUCUCGCGAGGAGCAGUUGCUAUGGGAACGGCAGAGGGUGGCUGCCUGGGGCAUCGCCUCAUAUGAAUUACACCAGAGCUCUGGGAAAAUCAUGUUCCCCUGCGCAUCCUCGUUAUUUGUAGCCGAUGAGGGAUCUACACAGUCACCUCCCCUCGUCCCUCGUUGCUUAAACACAGGCGGAGGUGCGCCCCUAACUCCGGCAAUGUGUCCCCGAACCCCUGAGUUGGUGGCCCAUGCCGCUAGGGGCGACAUCUGGCUGGCGGGCGGGCAACUCAGGCGGCCUACACGACUGACGUAUGCCUGUAAAGGACAUGAGCCUGAUCGGUUAGCAGACGACCCUCGCCAGGCUGGAGUCCCAUGCUACGUGACGCAGGAGGAGUUCUCCCGGUACACCGGUUUCUGGUGGCAACCACAGGCUGAAGAUGACAUAUACAGAAUAGUCUACGAGGAGGUGGACGAGAGCGAGGUGAAGAUCUACUGCUUCCCGUCCUCGCAGUCCACCAGCGGGGAGGUGGAGGAGUUCAGGUUUCCUAGAGCUGGUACUCCUAACGCCAAGUCCUCACUGAAGAUGUUGACAUUCAGACUUCAGAAGGCGACUUCUUCCACCGUCCUGGAUUAUUACCACGAGGGAGCUUCUGAACACUUAGGCGACACAAGCAACGGUUGCAUGGAAGUGGUGGACCUGCGAUGGUACGAGCUGAAGCAGCCGCUGAAGGAAUGCUUCCCCUGGUUCGAAUACCUGGCCAGGGUGGGCUGGACUCCUGACGGACAGUAUGUUUGGGCCCAACUCCUGGACAGAAAGCAGCAGCGUUUGGAGCUGGUCCUCAUUCCACUGUCACAGUUCUGUGCGCCGGCGCAUUACGACAUGGCCGGCGCCGUCAGCGCACGCCACGAACCGUCUACUAGCUAUGAACAGCCAAUACAAGACAUACAAAUCCUGGUCUCGGAGACGGCGCCAGACGCCUGGAUCAACGUCCACGACAUACUAUACUUCUUACCAUCAAGCGGUAAUGAGAUGAACUUCAUCUGGGCCAGCGAGGAGUCGGGCCAUCUACACCUGUAUUUGGUGACGUGUGCUCUUAUACAGAGGAGCCAUGGGCAAAAACGCACAGUAAUUGAGAUGAUAAAUGAAGAUGAGAGCAACGCUGUGGGACCGAACAUGAUCAGCAAGGAGCCGAUCACUGCUGGAGAGUGGGAGGUGAUGUCCAGGAAGAUAUGGGUAGACACAGUUCGACAACUUGUAUAUUUCGUUGGGCUCCGCGAGACGCCACUGGAGCGCCAUCUAUACGUAGCGCCCCUGUCUCCGCCGCGACCUCACGCCGUGCUCCUGCUGACACCUGUCGGACAUUCUUGCACUGUUGAUAUUGAUGAGGAAUGCAGUACAGCAGUGAUAACCUCGUCCAAUAUAACGACGGCGCCGGUGACGCGGGUGUACCGUAUCCUGCACACACCGCCGCGACUACUCGUACAGGGGAGCAUCACCGAGAGAGCUCCAUCAGAUUUUAUUUUUCCAGAAUGCACUGAAGUGAGGAGCCUGAACGGCUCGUGGGACAGCCGGGACGGCGAGGAGGACACGGAUAGCGAAACCGGAUCGUUAAUCAGAGAACGUUCGCUAAGCCUGUCCGACAUCCCUCCGCCCCAAAUAUUCGAGACCCGUCUAUCAUGUGGGGCGACGGCCUACUGCACUCUAUGGCGCUGCGGCCGCGCGGGGCGGAGCCCUACCGUGUUACACGUGUAUGGGGGACCCGAGGUCCAGACUGUUACAAAUAGUUACAAGGGUAUUCGCCAGCUCCGCAUGCAUAUGCUAGCGGCGCGCGGUUUCAACGUAGUGGCGGUGGACUCGCGCGGCUCCAAGCACCGCGGCAGGGCGUGGGAGGCCGCCAUUAAGGGCAAGCUCGGCCAGAUCGAGUUAGAUGAUCAGGUCGAGGUGUUGCAAUGGUUGGCCAAGGAGACAGGCUGUAUAGAUAUGGAGAGGGUAGCUAUACAUGGAUGGAGCUACGGUGGAUAUCUUUCACUACUCGGCCUGGCGACCAGACCGGGUAUAUUCCGGGCCUGUGUAGCAGGGGCGCCAGUAACCUGCUGGCGCCUUUACGACACGGCCUACACGGAGCGUUACAUGGGCCCCCCUUCAAGGAGUCCCCACGCGUAUACCAGGGCCAGUGUACUGGCUCAUGCACCCUUCUUUCCUGAUCAGGAAGGCAGACUGCUAAUCAUCCACGGAUUAGCUGACGAGAAUGUACACUUCUGUCAUACCGCCGCGCUAACUGCAGAGCUGGUGCGGUUGGGGAAACCACAUCGAGUACAGGUCUACCCAGGUGAAAGACACUCGCUGCGAGCUAUGCACGCCGCAAAACAUUACGAAGCGACGCUGUUACACUUUUUACACGAAAACCUGUAA